CAGUUCUUAGACGGAUCUCAAACAGAAUAGUUGUCAAAAAUCGCAAUGCAUAGUAAUAUUUCGAUUGUGUUAGUGUUGCUUCUCGGCUGCUUUAUGCAGACAACUUACUCAGAGGAUCCUACAACUAAUGAACCCACAACAAUUGCGCCGGAGUUUUCCUGCACUACGCACAAUGGAUUAGCAACCGAUUUGGAAGCUAUCGCUGGCUCUUGGUAUGAGGCUGCGCGUGCAUCCGAUGAGGAUGAUGCCCAGUGUCUGAAGUACUCCAUUGAAGCUACUCCUGAUGGUGAUAAUAGGAUUAACAUCAAGUUGGAGUAUGUGAGCACCGUCGAUGGGAAGUGGGAACCUGAAAUAGAUUCAGCUCUCCUUCCCUGGGACGAUAACGCCAAGAAUGGAAUUUUUAGCUGGACCAAUGACGAGACAUCUGAGACGUCUGUCACCUUCAAAAUGGUUUCCAUGGAUAACUCCUCUUAUGCAUUUCUCUGCGGCUACAAGGGAAUCGCUUCUGUACCGCUUUUUAAGGUGCUAACACGUGAGCGAGCGCUAAGUAGUGACCAAAAGACUCUCAUUGAAGAAAAAUUUAAUGAUCUUAGUCAAAAUGAGGCAUUGGUCUGGGUGGAACAGUCAGAGCAAAAAUGCAACUCGGCAAUGCGCUCUAUAGGUCAAACACUUUUAGUUUUGCUUUCAGCUCUACUUAUUUUUCAAUAGUUCAACUUGACUAAAUCCAUAAAAUAUCAGAUUAAUUCCAUAAUGUUUUUUUUUAACAAUUGCACAAAUAUUUGAAGCUCUACAUUUAAAAAAAUCGUAUGACACAUGCAAUAACAUAUCUUCUUCUUAAAAAAGGUGCCUCAAAAGUAAAGUUUUAAUUCCGUCAACUGCAAUUUAAAUUCAAUGAAAACACAUUUUUUAAAUACUGUUUUAUUCAAUUUUAUUAAGAAAUAAUUUUAGUACAUUUAAAUAAGAAUAUAAAUUACAAAGGGAGUUUUUAUUUUGGAGUAGCGUUAUGAUCGUGUAAUAAAAUAUACUGAAUAUUAUUAUACGAUAUUAUAACGAUGUUCAGUUAGAAUGUAAUAAUAACACUCAAAAUAUUGCAGAACUUAAACUCAAUUGAAGCUGAUAAGCAGUAUAUUACUAUACAAAAGUAUAACUCCAAUUAAAUUUAUUUAGUUUCGUUAUUACUUUUCUCAAAAUGUGUUAAGAUCCGGCUCAAGAACAUGUAUUCUCUAUGGGGUUGGAAAUGUCUACUCUUAUACAUAUGUUGGUACAAAUAUAUUAAAAAUUAGUGUGAAAAUAUGCUGUUAUUCUCA
Drosophila nasuta is the source of this 1307-nucleotide messenger RNA. RefSeq lists its product as uncharacterized. The transcript is spliced from 2 exons. Bases 46 to 708 code for a protein of 220 amino acids. The record is from RefSeq and is a predicted model, not a curated record. NCBI's taxonomy places the organism in Eukaryota, Metazoa, Arthropoda, Insecta, Diptera, Drosophilidae.